UGUACUCGACGUGUAAUCGGUUGUGCCCGGUGCCGCGAUUGAUGGAAAGGACGAAUUUGCGAACAAUCGAUAACCUCUAUCCAUCAUCCGUAAAACGGCGUCCGACGGCCGCGUUUCAUCGCGACAGUGCUCUCGAUUCGUUGCUCGAGUAACCUUUGCCCUUGCCCAAAGUCACCGAAAACGUCCGCGGUACUGGAAAGUUGGUUUACGGAUUUAAUUAAUUCAUCGCCCUCUUAAUCAGGCAUAGUCCGUGUUAUAAACAGCUGUUGCUUACUUCUACUUAUUAACGCCGGGCGAAUUUUACUUGAAACAAAUGUGGAACAAUUAUUUGAAAUUAAAUUUCAGCGUUUUAUUUCCAGAACCGUCGCUUGGAAGUAAAUUAUAUUGUCGACUUUCUUGAAGCGGCGUGUAUCGAGUAAUGAAAUUAUAAAAGGCAAUAGUAUUUAUGUGGUGUGUGUGGCAUUUUUAAAAGCGAACAAUUAUUAUUUCUAUCAACGAGUAACAAUUACAAGAGUGUGGGGCCGACAGAGAUAAAUAAAAUACAGAAGACCACGAAACGAAACUGAUUGAGAACCGCUGGUUCGGAGAAUCAAACAAGAUCGAUUUUCUCGAACCCACGGAAAAAUAUAUCCAGACUGCAUGGAAAUUUUAAAAGCCGUGAGAUGAAAAGAACGUUUAUAAAUAAACGGAACACGGUGGAUGGGGAUGGCCUAUCCAAUCGUCUCGGUUGUCUCCCGUGUUCUAAUACCACGAAUAAAACGCCACAACGUUUUUUUCUCCUGCAUGCCACGCCGUCGAAGAGUCGAUCGAUUUCACUAAAGAGCCAUUGGCUCGAGUCACGAGCGAGUCAUUUGGGAGAAUAACGAUAACGAGAGAUUAAUAUGGGUUUCGCAUUUCUAUGGAAGAUUAAGCCUGCAAUUAGCGUUAAUACCUAUACAUCGAUUACGGGCGUAAAAGCAUUAGUUUAGAACAUAUUUUAAUUGUAAUAUUGUGACUGAUGGAAUAUCUUCUAAACGUUUUUUGGUAUCUUCAACAAUUUCGAAGAUAUUUGAGUGGGUCUAUAGAAAUGCAAUAAUCCGUUCGACGUUCCAGGGUUAAUAUUGUUCUGUAUUGCAAGAGAUAGUUUACAAUGUGCAGGCUUGCACGAAAUUAGGCAAACAAAGUGUCAUUGAAGAAUGCAUAUUUCGUGCGUGUUUACAUUGCACAGAAAUGAACAAUGUUUGAGUAACGAUGAAUACAUCUCUAUCUAGAUCCGUAUUUUCCAUAGUAGAGGGCAUUACCACCAGAUGGGGCGCCCUGUAAUCUAAAGGGGGCGCUAAAGAAUAUUUCUGAUGCAGAGAAAUGUGCAUAACGAUCUACUUGUUAUUAAUAUACGUAAUAAUGUAACAGACAUAUUUAUACCUAUUCAUUCGUCUACGUUAUUCGAACGAACUUUUCAAAUUCGGACGAUCGUUCAUCUAGAUAAAACUUGUUUGUGCAUCGUGGAUAAAACGUUCAUUAUUCGUUAUCUGGAUAAAAUCGUGCCCAACCCCGAUUCCCGUUAACGUUUCCACGCGACCUUCCGAAUGGUGACGCAAGCACUCGUCGCAAGUUCAAUUCUGAGGUUAUGACUCAACCGAAUAUUAGAGUAACGAUUAUACAAAGUGCUUCGUAAUCGCGUGUCGAAGGUUCGGGUGAUGAAUUCACAACGAGAGGAACAAAAUAAACGUACAUAUAUACGCUGCCUAACCAUUAUUUUCCUAUUUCUAAAUUACAGUGAAUCGAAUCUAUUUGAAGCGGUACACGCAUCGUAGGUUAUAUCAGAUCGUAUCGUGCUACAUCUUUAACACGCCAUAAUUCGAAAAGUCCUGAACGUUUCGCGUUCGUGAAACACUCUUUUUUGCCCCAUUUACGUUCUAACUUCAGUCGUCGAAGCGUGACCGCACAAAAUAACUAAUCACCGACUGCAAAAUCACCAAAUUGGCUUCUUUAGAGAAUAUUCUCGCUAUGGCGACGGCGAAUCGAUGAGCAACCACAUGUAAUGGAAACGAAAUCGUACUCCACGGGGUUAAAGCGCAUCGUUGCCGUACGUAGCUUCGAGAAACGCGCCCCGAAGCCCCGCAGUUUUCCGAUUUUCUCCGUAGACCGAGUUUCCCCGACGGCAUUGGAACCGCGACGCAACUCGAACCUAACCUAGAAUCGUCUUGGGGUCUUCGGCAGUCCGCCAAACGCGAAUAUUCUUCGAAACGUCGAUCGAAAGUUCGGGGAUUCCCCACCAGUUACUAGCGACGGUACUCGAGCAGUGGCGAUGUAUGAUGAGCGACCCUCGAUGUCAGUACAGCGCGAGUUAAUCGAUUUCUCCUUCGCUUAAACGCUCUAACAUCGACCCUGAUUAGCUCCUUUGGACAGUGACCGACUCGAUUCAUACCUAAGCAUCAUCGAGGGCUGAGCUAUCGAAAAAUAUGGCGUCAGGAUUACCGAGCGCUCGUCAGAGGAAGCUUGGACCAGCGCCGAUAGCAUCCUUCGAAGACCUGUCCGACGAGGUGGAAAACGGGGAACCGGCUGCGCGAAUGCCAGGCAUCGUCGAGGUCACCACGCCGGCAACGCCUGGCAGUUCGCUAAAGACACCCAGUACACCGAGAAUAGACAUCAGCCGGGCCAGCAGUUCCUCCCACCAUGAGGACAGUAACUCCAGGGACUCGACGCCGGAGAGGGAGCUUCUCGCAGGCGGAGAGCCUCCGGCUGGGUGCAAGCUGACUUUGGGUUACAAAGAGGAUGCCCAGGAUUUGAGAUCGUCGACGGAAGAACUAGACCUGCAAGAUCCCAUCCACGAGCAGGAUCUCAGAAGGGAGUCGAAAAAGCUGGCCAAGAGACGAAAGGAGGAUGGGUCAUUGUCGGAUUACAGUGGGAAACAGUUGGACAGAGAGCGGAAGGACAGUAAUUGUUCGGAGAUCGUCUUGCUGAACAUCAGUGGCAGAACGUCGAGAUUGUCGUCCGUGGGUAGCCAGGGUUCCGGUGCCUCUGGAAAGCUCUCUGUCGUUUCGGCCACUUCCUCCAGGUCACCGAGUCCGCACAAAUGCCUGCUGGAGACGUCGUUCUGCGGGAGCAAGCCUACGCUGACUGACAACCUGAUAGAGCCCUCGAAGCCGGAGACCGACGACUUGGAAAAGAUUUUGUUGAAGCGGGAAGCGGACACCACCAAGGCGCUGAUCCCGGAGAGUAUAAAGGUCUCGAUGGUCGACGGAAACCUAAAGCCGGACCCCCUGGACAAGCCACGGAGGCGGGGACGCGAGGAGAGGAAGGAGAUCUUCAAAAGGGAGGUGGAGAUCACAAAGAGAUUUUUAGAGAAGGUGAACAUAGAGGUGCCGAUAGUGAAGAAGCCAACAGAAACGUUAAGUACAACAUCGACGCCGGAGGAAUCGGUCAGAUCUCUGGCCCAGGAGGUUCAGAAGCCGGUGAGUUUGAACUUCAACGACAAGAGAAAGAAAACGCAGAAUUUCAAAGAGAUCGUGCAAACCACGCCCACGUCCAGCAGCGUGACUGGCAGCCCGAAAUUGCCCAGGCAUCAGAAAGUGCGUGACCUGGAGGGCUCUCGGACGCCCAGUCCGUCUUCCGUUUCUCGUAAAAGCAGUUUCGCGUCUUUGUUCAAGGCACGUACAGACAGCAGUGUGUUGAGCCCAGAAUCCCCGUCGCCCAACACGAAACCACGACGUAGUCUGACUUCCAAGAUAAAGGACACUACCGAGAGUCUGCGCAGCAGAUCCAAGUCGCGCGAGAGAGUGUCCGCGGACAGCAGCAGGGCAUCCAGCUUGAAAAAAGACUCGAAGAACAAAGGCGUGUUCUCGUCGACGUUGAGUCUAUUUAAGAAACGGGAGAGAAAGAAGAGCUACGAUGAAGCGAUCGCUGCUGCCUGUGGGACCUCCGACCUCGCCGAUUCCGGCGAUCAUCCGUCUCUGGAAAGCAUCGGUAACGUGGAGUUCCGGUUCAACACGGAGAAAGAGAACCGCAAGGACGAUUCCAUCUUCAUAAGCCUUCACGCGGACGACAGGAAUUACGAGGUGGCUCUGCCCUCGGAGAGCGUUUCGAUUCCCCUCGAAACGCCCACGAAGCUGCUGGACGAGUACGAGUCCGAGCCUUGCACCGGAAGCAUAGUGACGGAAGUCUCGAUCGAGCACCAUCCAGCGCCCUCGAAGAUCAAAACCGAGGCCCAGAUCGAAACCACCUCGAGAGCGUACCACCGGGACAGUCAGAUCCCGCGGAGCGUGUCGAAGGACUCGGAGAUAUCCAGGAGUUCGUCCAAGGACUCUAAGCUUGGUGGUCCCAACAAAAUAUCCGAGGCUGCUGUCAGACCGUCGUCCUCGUCAUCGAUCGACGGCGGCAAGCCUCUGGAGCACCGAGUGUCCAGCAGCUCGUCGAAAGAUUCCGUCGGGAAGAAGGAGGUGACGAAACCGAAGAGGAAGAGCAAAGAGGUGCAACAGAUAGAGCCGCCGGAAAGAAUAGACGAGGACGGUCAGCGACAGAGGCAGCAGGCCAAGAAACAGGCGACGCAGAAUCCCGAAAUUAGGAAGUCUGAGCUGCUGGACGAUAGUCUCAGGCCGGAGGACGGGCUUGCGAAGGCGCCCAGCGUGAUCUCCGAUCUGGAUCACAACAGCUCGGAGUCCGAGAGGGACUCGGAGAUUGAGUUCAUCAGGAACAAGGUCGAGAAGCUCGCUCAAGAGCUGCCUGACGAGAGGAAGGGCUUGUUCUACGAGGAAAGUUUCGAGGAGGAUCUUCCUUACCUACCAACGACUUUGCCUUUAGAGAAGAGCGUAGCAAUACCGAUCCUGCCUGCGAAACAACGACUUCAUGAAGUAAGAACGAUACCCAUUGAGAGGCCGCGAUCCACGACGCCUAUAAAUCCGACUCUUCUCGACGAGUUUGUAAUGCAAACGUCCCUCGACGAGCGUCGCAUCGAAAAGAUGAAGAUAUCCCUGCCGCGGGAGGACAGUCGCAAGCUGAAGAGCCCGCGGAAGCACGCGGCGAAUACUUUCUCGGAGUUCGCGGGUACGGUGCCCGACGGGGCUCGAAAGGCGGCGGGCAAAUCGCCGAGCCCACCUCCACUGCCACCGAGAGCGCCGGCCAGACCGACCAACUGGAUCAACUUUGAGGAGAUACCAGAGAAGAGGAAAGCACCGAAGAAGAUUCAGACGAUCCCGCGGGUCGAGGACGAACCGAAAUCCGGCGGUUACAGCUACGUGCAACCGGAAGAGUGCAGGUGCGAAUGUCACGAGGAGUCGCGAAGGGCGUCGAUGAGAGAAGCCGCCGCGACAACGAGAACGUCGUCUUCUUGCAGCAGCAACGGCGAACGAUCGUGCAACGGAGACAAUUGCACGGUGCCGGCGUCAGCGUCCGUAGAUCGUGCCAGCAUCGUCAGUGACAGCUCGCUGGAGUGUAGCCUGAGCAUCGAGGAGGGCACGCAAACCCUUCUCGCAGACUCAUCGUCGAAACCGUUCGGCAUGGACCUCGACGUCAGGUCGAACAGGUCCAGCAUCGUGUCGCAGGACGAGAACGACGAGAUCCAGCACCAAUAAUAGUUUCACGGCACGUCUCCUCGCCUUAUUCUCCUUACCAGAUUCUCCUUCUCGUUCGAACUCACUCGGUCGAAUUCUCGUUGCUCCUGCUAGCGGCGUUCGGUGUUGCUGGACAACAAACAAAUUCCAGUCUCGUUUCUCUCUAUUCUAUGAUGUCUUCUUUCCCCAAAGCAGUAUUCGGCGUCGAUGGUUUUAGGGAGCACGCAGUACUAUCAGUGACGGGUCUACCGUGAUACUUGCGAUGUUCGAUCUUCAAACGAUGUCACUUUUUCAUUAAGUACCACGCGUUACGAUGGGAUUUCAAACGCUUGGAAUAACGGACAAAAUUAAACGGCCCCCCUCUCCCCGAGACUUGGUAAUAAAUACAAACAAAAAAUUAUUAGGGACUCCUUCACUGAAUUUUACUCCUCUUUCAAAUCUAUGAAACGUGUAGGAAUAAGUAUUAAUUUUUCUAUUGAAUUUUCUUAGUGUCUUACUGUGAAAUGUUAAUUUUUGAAAUUUCUUCCGUUCGCUAACGCGUACGUAUAUUAUUUUAUUGUUUCGGUACAUGAUAUUUGGCGUAAACCUCUUUUGCAUUAAUUUUUUUAACAUCUAUAAAUAAUAAUUAUUAAUAUAAUAAAUAUAUGUCGUUGGUAAAUAAAUACUUGUUAUAGCAUUUGCAAAUGUGUUUAGAUGGACUACUCAGAAACGUAGAUCCGUCACUGGUGAUAACGCAAACUCGAUUGCAUACUUUAAGGUUAGAUUGUCAAGCAGUAGUCGCCGUACCACGUCGUUUUACCGUGGCGUAGCAAAUGUUUAUAUUUUUUUCUCUCUCUCUUUCUCUCUCCUUCGCAAUAUACACUUUCAAGAAUUCGUAUUCCGUUACGGUGUAAGAAGAUCGUCGAAUAAAAAUAAAUAAAAAAAAACGUAGGCGGUAGCACAAGUGUACUGACAUUCGAGGAUUCGCGACAACGGAGUUGUUUGUUGUUCAGUUCGCACGGUACAAAAUAAUUCACGUUGAACACGUUACGAACGUCUUUCGCUGGACCACGGUUUUCGACAAUCGACCUGCUGGUCCACGCGCAACCGUUGGUCACACGAGUCGUGUGCCAUAUUGGUCACGCGACUCGCGCCACGGAACACGAGUGUCUCGAGCGUCGCAAGUUUUUCUCGACUUUUCUCGUCGUUAGCAGCGAUGGCAAGCAGUCGUUCAUGCUUUUCUGAGAUCGCGGCGAUUCGACAGUUGACACCAACGCAACGAAUAAUUGUUAAAUCCCAGGCAAAAGAAGUUUCGCAGUCCGAUUUUUCGAAAAAUGCGAACGGCACGGGCGCUCCGCUACCUCUUCGCUAGUCGUCUAUCGAACACUUGUAUAUACAUACCUUGUAAUAGUCGAAUGUUGCCAUUCUCACGAGAUUUUAGUCUAAGAACGUACCUUCCUACGAGAAUCCUCGUUCGUUUCCUCGUUAUUUAGAGUCUCACGUUAUCUAUAACGGACAGAAGAAUGCCUGUUGGUAUGCGCACGUUGACCAAAAUGCUUCCUUAUGACAGAGCGUAACCUUGCGAAUUGCGCGGACAUCGAUCGCGGACGGUGACUUGUGUCUGAUAUCAUCGAUCGACGCUUCAUAUCAUAUAGAUAGACAUAGCUCUGUAAGUGUUUCCGCUGAGGUUUAGAGGAAUAUAAACGUGAAGAAAAAAAAUUUAUCGAAUUGUUGAAACCGAGCGAUUAUUAUCGAUGUCACACGAUCGCUCGGCUGUUCCAGCAGCUGGCCAGACUGAAACUUUUAUUGCCCAGUUGCGAAACAGAACGAGAACAGAAAGGGAAAAUGCUGCAAGUAUUUCGGUCCAGGUGUGCUUUCGUAUUUGUUGAAAAUGGAGAGCUAGCAAAGAAUUAUCAUUGACACGGCGAGGUAGGAAACGAAUGGAAAGCAUAUAGGACGAAGAUCGCGAAAAUAAUUAUUUGCGCGUUUCGUUGGUCGCAUAUGAUGCGCGCGUUAUCGAUAGAUUGUUCUAUAAGUAUUACGUAAGAGUAUUGUGUGUGCGUAUGUGCGUGGAGAGGUAUAUACACGGGCACCCUGUGGUGCAUAUCCAUGGAAUUCACAUUUUUUCCAAACUGUUUAUCAUCGUUCUCAAUUCUCCCACGAGGACCAUCGCGGUUCUUCUUGGAAACAAGCCACCGUCCGGCGAACGAUACAGGACGACGAGAAACGAAACGCGGAAGUAUCGGUUAGUUAGUGAGCUUAGGCGUACAAGAAAGAAUCAAACGACCAUGAAUCACCAAAAUCAUUGUUAUUUUACACGUCGUUGAAUAAUGGGAUGCUGUACAGUAUCCAAAUUAUGUUUCAACGUUACGGUAAACCUCGGUUGGCCCAACGCUCCUGAAUCGUCGACAUUUUGUUUUUACUUCGGUGAUACGAUGGCAUACCCUCGGAGUCGCGAAGAAAGUACAACGCGAAGCGAACAACUUGCUUUUCGACUCGUUAUCAAAACAUUUCCUCUUUCUUCUCCUUCAGCCCCUCUCCCCUUGGAGAGAAAGAUUCCGCUUUGUGGAAGUCAAAUCGAAGAAAGUACAAGGUAGUAGAAGUAAUCGUAAAAUUAUCCAAUGCUCGGCUAUCAUUAGGGAUCUUAAUUUAGCAGUAUGUACUAGCGAGUCACGACGAUCGGUUACAUAGUUUAGAACAGGCAUGCCUAACGCGUUGCCCGCAGUAUAUCCGGGCAGAUAAUUUUUUACAGUCACAAAACCACGCCCUCACGAACAACGAUCUCGUAGUGAGGUAUGCUACAAAGGCACACGGCGUAUGCAUUCAUAGUGCCCUAACGCAUUCGUGAAUUUAAGCACCAUAGAAAAAGAAAUCUCAUAUACACGUAACGCAAUGAAACAAAAGCUUUUGAAAGCUAAUGUAAUUAAAACUUCCAAACUGUCGGUACGAAAUUUUUAAAUCGAGCAUUUUAUAUAUAUAUACUCAAACACUAUCACUAGAUACUUUGAUCAUCGUUACUUAUUUAAUGUUAUUCGCCCAUAUAAAUCGUCGGUAUCAUUGUAAAUAUCAAAUAGAACAUCGGCAUAUACCUCCUAAUUAUUCCUAGAUAUUUUCAUUGUAGAAUAUUUUAGAAUUGUAAAUUUGUAUGAAUUGAAAAUCGUGUUAAACUUGUAUGAAUUUGUAUCUAUGGAUUAAAAAACUGUUUCUGAAAAUGUAGUGCUAAGCUCGGGACACUCCUAAACUCAUUGACUUUUGUAGACUACGGCAGAGCUACGGAGGUGCUAGGAGUAUUCUUCUAAGGGCAAAUAUAAACAUAGAUACAGUACUGAUUAUACGAUAUCAGACCUAAGCUACAUACAAGAGAUAUAAAUUACGCGGAUAAUGAUACAGCGAGCAAAACAGUAAAAUCAGUUAAACGGUAUACCUGAUGCACAAACCGAACCAUACUGCUACAAAUGCAAGAGUACCGUUCCCUUCAAAAGUACGUGUUGCGCAAAGAAGAUGCGCGUAAAAUCAGUAUACCGUUGACUAUCGAAGGGUACGCAUCGCAACAAUGGACACACGCGUUCCCCUGUUGGUAAAUUAAUGGUAGACAGUUUUUUUUUUUUUUUAACACGUUGACUGUCAGACCAAAAUUAUGUAACCUAAAUUCCUAGUACUUAUUUUUGUAACCUUAAAUCCAUGAAUUUUAUUCAAAUUUAUUUCCCCGAACAUCUCAACUUGCGAAUAAAUUUUUUUUGUUUCCAUAUUGAAAAGUCCUAUCAUUAUGGGCGACAUAGCAGUCGAAGUAUUGAGCAGUCAAUUGCGUGACAAAGAAAGAUAAUGGUUGUAGCAGGUGGAAGUGAAAUGAAUAUGUUUUACCGAUUCUUGUUCUCUGCUAGAUCAGGUUUCGUAGAGCUUGAGACACUGACAAUCAGUGGAAGGGUCCUGGGGAGAGGGAGAGGGGAUGAAUCGUGGAAAGUGAACUGUGCAGAUUUCAGAGAACGUUAACCUUAAAAUUACCGUACUAAAAUUGACCGUCACUUCUCUAUGUGAACAGUUGGGCAUGCCUGGUUUAGAGUAAUUGAACGACGAUGCUGGAUACACUUCACAGCAAUUAUAAUUGCAUCGCACGUGCUCCACGUGGAUAAGUAAUGGUCUGCUUAAUGGCAAGAGCAAUCUUUAUCGCGUGCAGUAAACGAUUCCGCCUAUCCUUUGUCAUUGAUCGACGACUGACCUCAACCUCUAUUCGCGCUAAUUGAGUUUACCAAUAAACACGAAUUAACGAGAUUAUCGUGAGUAAGUAGAUAUCGGAUUAGUUUCAUUGGAACUCGGGAAAUGUAAUUUCCUUAAAAGGGAUCGACGUUGGAGUCCCUAGGGAGCGAAUCGAACGCGAUUCACGACAAAGUGGAUCGUCGUUUGUAGCUCGCGUGGAUCGUUGUUUGCGAUGCCACGCUCGCAUCGUAGGAAUUUCUGCUCAAGAACGUUGCGUUUCUUCGACGUUGUAGUUUUCGUGACAGCACCAGCUGUAUGUAUAACUGUAUUCUGUGUUCAAAAUGGAAUUAUUUAGUCCUGUUGCACCAAACGCGACAAUCUUUUGGUGAAAAGAGUUCGAUUUUUCGACGGUGUGCAUACGGGUUCUUUGCGGUAUCUCUAAUACGCAUUUAGGAAUUGAGUCAUUGUUCUGCUUCCACCUCUCCAUAUCGGUUCAUCCUUGGACAAGGAGACCCGUAGAUUAAUACAAGAUAAAUUUGAAUGAAUUUAAAUAUCUCAAGAGCAACAUACUUUUCGAAAAAGUAUUAAAUACAAACCUUUUUUGGUUUCAAGGGUGAAGCACAAUUGUCCCAUUUAUUUUGUAUUCGUUGAGAGGUUUCAAGGUUAUUUAUCGAUUCUUAUUCUACGGGAGAAAAGAAGCAAAUUUUUUAAUCAGACGCCAUUUUAAAAUGAUAUUUAAGACAUACUUUGAGUCUUGACACGACCCCCCAUUUUUGUCAAAUGUCUACGAAUCGUUGAUGUUGGUAUGUUUAAAAUUCCUUGGCAUAAUGGUUAAAGGGUAUAGCCGAAUAAAAGGGUCAAAUGUGCCCCGAAACCGAAUUGAACGAACGACGAGUCAUUCGAUAGCU
Colletes gigas is the source of this 10609-nucleotide messenger RNA. RefSeq names its product protein SHORT ROOT IN SALT MEDIUM 1. The coding region runs from base 2442 to 5549 and encodes 1035 amino acids. The record is from RefSeq and is a predicted model, not a curated record. The transcript is spliced from 12 exons. NCBI's taxonomy places the organism in Eukaryota, Metazoa, Arthropoda, Insecta, Hymenoptera, Colletidae.